Molecule: messenger RNA, 807 nt
Organism: Naumovozyma castellii
Lineage: Eukaryota; Fungi; Ascomycota; Saccharomycetes; Saccharomycetales; Saccharomycetaceae
Gene: CUR1
Product: Cur1p
Exons: 1
Coding region: 1-807 (268 amino acids)
Source: RefSeq, a predicted model, not a curated record
AUGCUAUCUUAUUUAUCCAGUCCGGCUACGUUUGCCACUUUGCCCGUUUUCCAGAACAAUUUUUUGCCAGAUAACCUAGAUGAGCCACAGAUGAAGAGGAGGAAGGGAAACCAACAUCAGACGUUUAUUCCUAGACGUAAGAGCAAGAGACAGGCAGAUCCUUCAAAAGAGUUGAAAUAUUCUGUAGCGAAGACGAAUUCUGGUUACAUAUUGAGCAUUCUCAAAAGCGUACCCAAACGCAUUCUCUCCAGAGAAAUACAUAAACAAUUACUUGAAUUAAGGGAACAGUAUUAUCGUCCAGUGUACCAAAUCGUCGAGGAUUUUGCCGGAAAUCAACUGUAUAUGGAGGAAACACCAGAUGAAGAUGCGCUACUGGAAAGUGUGCUACCCCAUUUGAAUAUGUCAUUAAUUAGAAAACGAAUUACAAGGGAACUUUUCCAAGAUUACGAACUUGAAUUGAACCACAGAGGAGAUGAAAUAAACGUGAGAAGUGCACGCGAUAAUAUCUCUAAAGAUUUUGAAUUGGAUGCAGUUUUUGAUGAUGCGAAAUUGUUAGGAUUCAACAUGAUCGAAAAUAACGAGUUUGCCGUUAUGAAAAUUGAGUUGUUGGAAAGAAGCAAGUCGGUGAGGAAUAUUGAAGUACAAUUCGACAGUGCGCGCUCGUUUGCAAAGACUCAGGCUUCAUAUGUAAGCAUGAUACAGCACACUCCACUACUGGAGGAAAUACCCGAUGAAGAAGUGGAGCGAUAUCAAACUCUGCUCGCUGCGGACGACCCCAGUAGCACCUCUAUAAUUAACGAUAUAUGA